AUGUCGAAUGAAGCGGAGGAAGUGGCCGAGGACUAUCGUCAGGCCCUCGAGGAUCUCAGCCAGAACACGCGGUUCGAGAUCAGCAAUCUGACAGUGAUUGCCCGAGAGAAUACGAACCAUGCUCUCGCCAUUGCCGAAGUACUCGAAAAACAUAUCAUCAAGGUAAGUACCCCCCUACGAUCCGAGCAGGUCCUGAAAGACGGCCAGCUCUGCUGUCUGAAAGCAGGCUCGCCUCUCUCCAAUGCGUUCGCUACCUACUGCCUCCGUGUGCGUGUGCUUGUGUGGAAGGACUUGAUGGCUGAUUCCUACCCGCAGACGGCGCCGGCCAAGAAGCUGCCAGCCCUAUACGUCCUUGAUUCCAUCGUCAAGAAUGUCGGCACGCCCUACACGCUAUACCUCGGCCGGAAUCUCUUCAAGAUCUUCAUGGAAGCCUACACCGUUGUCGACAACCCGACGCGCAAGCGCAUGGAGGAGAUGCUCAAGACGUGGAAGCUGCCCGUCGCCGGAGCCCUAGAUACCCGGCCCGUCUUCUCGCCCGAGCUUGUCCGACCGAUCGAGAAUGCCCUCAUGAAGGCCAAGGCGGCCAUGAUGCCGCAGACGCAGAUCCCGGGCAGGCCAAGGUCUGCCAUGACCCCCCACCGAAACAGCCCGACACCGCCAGGCGCGAUGCGCGCGACUCCCGGCCUGACCCCCCAGUCGCACCCCCAUCCGUACGGCAUGCCAUCGGCCGACCCCGCCAGUGCCCAGAUGAUGUACCCCGGACAAGGACAGCCCUACUCUCAGCAACCCACCCCGGUACCCGCCGGCGUACCUCAUCAGCAGCCCGGCUACGGAACUGGCGCACUGCCGGGCGGAGUCCACGUAGAGACGUUGAGCAGUGACAUUCAUAAUCUGAUUGUGGCCAUGAGGGCGGAAGCCUCGCAGAACCCGCACGAUACAGGCGCCCAGACUAGGCUAAGAGCGUUGCUGGAUCUCCAGCCCAUUGUACAGAGCGGGCGCGUGGCACCGGAGCAGCUGGCGCUCAUUGAAAACCAAGUAACAGAAUUGGCCGCCGUGACACUAAGGAGCUCGUCCCACCGCCCGAACCCGGCACCGCCGCAGCAUCAGCAGCCGUCCGCGUACCCCAUCCUGCCCCGCGAGCACCAGCCGGCAGCUCCCGUAGCUCCGGCGUCGCAGCCGUCCGGCCAAGCUCCCUUGACUCUGGACUCCCUCCUAGGCGCCGGAGCCCUGGCGACGCUCAUGGCACGGCAGUCGUCGCAACGGUCGACUCCCAACCCGCCACCUGCCGUCGCCGCGCCCCCGGCAGCAGCACCGUACGUGGCACCGGCGCCAGCACCGGCUCCUGAACCGAGCGGCGGCGGUGCCUCUUCGCUGCUAGACCAGCUCCGUAUGGUCGGACUCUUGCCAUCUACACCGACGCCCGCCAACGUGGUAGCAGCACCGGCGGUUGCGCCGGCGCCGCCCGCGAUCCCCGCCAACAUCGCCAACAUCCUUUCUGCCCAACGAGCCAUGGCCGCCAUGGGGACACCGAUCCGUGGAGGCCUGGAUACGGCAUCCCUCAGGCAACCGGCACCGCCGAAAAUUGUCUCCUCACUAUACGAGCAGCUCGGGCCCCCCUGCUCCCAGUGCGGGCGGCGCUUCAAGACGGACGAGGAGGGUCGGAAGAAGAAGAUGGCGCACAUGGACUGGCACUUCCGGGUGCACCAGCGCGGCGCCGAGGCGGACAAGCGCGGCUCGCACCGGAGCUGGUACGUCGACGCUCAGGACUGGCUGCAGUCGCGCGAGGUCGUCGACUCGGACCACCUGGCCGCGCAGGAGGACAGGGCGGCCGAGGCGUCCAAGGCGGCUGCCGAGGCGGCCAAGCCAAAGUACAUGGCGGUGCCGGAGCCGACCAGCGGCGUCAACAACGUCUGCCCCAUCUGCCAGGACAAGUUCGAGAACAAGUGGCUCGACACGGCGCAGGAGUGGGUGUGGCUAGACGCCGUGCUCGUCGGGGGCCGCGCGUACCACGCUUCGUGCCACGACGAGGCCACGAGGGAUAGGGAGGGAACCCCCCGACUCUCGUCCGACACGUCGGCCACGGUGUUGGGGAAGCGAAAGGCCGAGGGGGGGCUCGCCUCGCCCAAGGUACGAUCUCUCAAGUCGUUUGGCUGA
Messenger RNA from Geosmithia morbida, 2154 nucleotides. Its product is annotated as pre-mRNA cleavage complex 2 protein Pcf11. NCBI's taxonomy places the organism in Eukaryota, Fungi, Ascomycota, Sordariomycetes, Hypocreales, Bionectriaceae. Gene Ontology annotation, cellular component: cytoplasm; mRNA cleavage factor complex. Gene Ontology annotation, molecular function: mRNA binding; RNA polymerase II complex binding. The transcript is spliced from 3 exons. The record is from RefSeq and is a predicted model, not a curated record. Gene Ontology annotation, biological process: termination of RNA polymerase II transcription. Bases 1 to 2154 code for a protein of 717 amino acids.